Messenger RNA from Hyaena hyaena (striped hyena), 5727 nucleotides. RefSeq names its product protein kinase C epsilon (gene PRKCE). Gene Ontology annotation, molecular function: ATP binding; diacylglycerol-dependent, calcium-independent serine/threonine kinase activity. NCBI's taxonomy places the organism in Eukaryota, Metazoa, Chordata, Mammalia, Carnivora, Hyaenidae. Gene Ontology annotation, biological process: protein phosphorylation. The coding region runs from base 664 to 2877 and encodes 737 amino acids. The transcript has 16 exons. The record is from RefSeq and is a predicted model, not a curated record.
GCGGGCGCCGGCGCCCGGGAGGUGGGGCCGCGCCGAGUCGCAGUCCCGGCCCGGCAGCCGCCGCGCUGCGCACCGCCGGGUGCCGGCCUGCGCCCCGAGCUCGAGCGGCGGCCACUCCGACUCCCGAGCCCGCGCGGAUGUGAGAUUCCGGGCGCCUGGCGCCUCCUGAUCGCCGACUGCUGCGCCGCGCGGCUUCGCCCAAGAGGAGGCGGCCAGGCUGGCCGCGCGGCUUGUGGAUUUUUAAAAAUUUGGCUCCGAGGAGGACCAUUUCCUCUCGACAUGCAUCCCUCCGGAUAGACUGAACAUCCCUCGAUCCAUCCCCCGCCCCGCGCGGUCAGAGGCAGGCGCUGGGUGUGCGAAGAGGAUCCGGGUUGAAAUCUGCGCCCCCGGUUCUUGUCCCCGCCCCGUCCCACCUCCCCCUCCCCCUCCGGGAGUCGAAAUUUCCCGGGGAUUAUGUUUCGGAAAGGAACCGGGCGAGGAAAUACAUGCACUCGCUGAGAAUCGCCCGCGCUAGGGCGCAACGCUACAAGGUGUAGGGAGAGUGUGGGGCGCGGUGCGAGGGGACCCCGGAGUCCCCGUGGCUCAGAGCGCCGGGGCGUCGGUUCUUCAUUCCUGCCCUCGGGGCGGACGGAGUGACCCCGGCCCCCACUCCCCGCCCCGACCAUGGUAGUGUUCAAUGGCCUUCUUAAGAUCAAAAUCUGCGAGGCCGUGAGCUUGAAGCCUACAGCUUGGUCGCUGCGCCAUGCGGUGGGACCCCGGCCGCAGACUUUCCUUCUGGACCCCUACAUCGCCCUCAACGUGGACGACUCGCGCAUCGGCCAGACGGCCACCAAGCAGAAGACCAACAGCCCGGCCUGGCACGACGAGUUCGUCACCGAUGUGUGCAACGGGCGCAAGAUCGAGCUGGCCGUCUUCCACGAUGCCCCCAUCGGCUACGACGACUUCGUGGCCAACUGCACCAUCCAGUUUGAGGAGCUGCUGCAGAACGGGAGCCGGCACUUCGAGGACUGGAUUGAUCUGGAGCCAGAAGGAAGAGUGUAUGUGAUCAUUGAUCUGUCGGGGUCGUCGGGUGAAGCCCCUAAAGACAAUGAAGAGCGCGUGUUCAGGGAGCGCAUGCGGCCCAGGAAGCGGCAGGGGGCCGUCAGGCGCAGGGUCCACCAGGUCAACGGCCACAAGUUCAUGGCCACCUACCUUCGGCAGCCCACCUACUGCUCCCACUGCAGAGAUUUUAUCUGGGGUGUCAUAGGAAAGCAAGGAUACCAGUGUCAAGUUUGCACUUGCGUCGUCCACAAGCGAUGCCAUGAGCUCAUAAUUACGAAGUGUGCUGGACUAAAGAAACAGGAAACUCCUGACGAGGUGGGGUCCCAGCGGUUCAGCGUCAACAUGCCCCACAAGUUCGGUAUCCACAACUACAAGGUCCCCACCUUCUGCGACCAUUGCGGGUCCUUGCUCUGGGGCCUCCUACGGCAGGGUUUGCAGUGCAAAGUCUGCAAGAUGAACGUCCAUCGCCGCUGUGAGACCAACGUAGCCCCCAACUGUGGAGUAGACGCCAGAGGCAUUGCCAAGGUCCUGGCUGACCUAGGCGUCACUCCAGACAAAAUCACCAACAGUGGCCAGAGGAGGAAAAAGCUCAUCGCUGGCGCCGAGUCUCCACAGCCUGCUUCUGGAAGCUCACCAUCUGAGGAAGAUCGAUCCAAGUCAGCACCCACCUCCCCUUGUGACCAGGAAAUAAAAGAACUUGAAAACAACAUUCGGAAGGCCUUGUCGUUUGACAACCGAGGGGAGGAGCACAGAGCCGCGGCCUGCAGCGAUGGCCACCUGGCGAGCCCCGGCGAGAACGGCGAAGUGCAGCUGAGCCAGGCCAGGCGCUUGGGUCUGGAUGAGUUCACCUUCAUCAAGGUGCUGGGCAAAGGCAGCUUUGGCAAGGUCAUGUUGGCCGAGCUGAAAGGCAAAGAUGAAGUAUAUGCUGUGAAAGUCUUAAAGAAGGAUGUCAUCCUCCAGGAUGAUGAUGUGGACUGCACAAUGACAGAGAAGAGGAUUUUGGCUCUGGCACGGAAACACCCGUACCUAACCCAACUCUAUUGCUGCUUUCAGACCAAGGACCGCCUCUUUUUCGUCAUGGAGUAUGUCAACGGUGGAGACCUCAUGUUCCAGAUUCAGCGCUCCCGAAAAUUCGAUGAGCCCCGUUCCCGGUUCUAUGCUGCAGAGGUUACAUCAGCCCUCAUGUUCCUCCAUCAACAUGGAGUCAUCUACAGGGAUUUGAAACUGGACAAUAUCCUUCUGGACGCAGAAGGUCACUGCAAGCUGGCCGACUUCGGGAUGUGCAAGGAAGGGAUUCUGAACGGUGUCACAACCACCACCUUCUGCGGGACUCCUGACUACAUUGCACCCGAGAUCUUGCAGGAGUUGGAGUACGGCCCCUCAGUGGACUGGUGGGCCCUGGGGGUGCUGAUGUAUGAAAUGAUGGCUGGGCAGCCCCCGUUCGAGGCCGACAAUGAGGAUGACCUGUUCGAGUCCAUCCUCCAUGACGACGUGCUCUACCCGGUGUGGCUCAGCAAGGAGGCCGUCAGCAUCCUGAAAGCCUUCAUGACCAAGAACCCCCACAAGCGCCUGGGCUGUGUGGCGGCACAGAAUGGCGAGGACGCCAUCAAGCAGCACCCGUUCUUCAAGGAGAUCGACUGGGUGCUUCUGGAGCAGAAGAAGAUCAAGCCGCCCUUCAAACCCCGAAUUAAAACCAAAAGAGACGUCAAUAACUUUGACCAAGACUUUACCCGGGAAGAGCCCGUCCUCACGCUCGUGGACGAAGCAAUCGUGAAGCAGAUCAACCAGGAGGAAUUCAAAGGCUUCUCCUACUUUGGUGAAGACCUGAUGCCCUGAGAAGCUGCUCCAGGUGGAGCUUGGUGAUGCUGCAGCAAGGGGUGCCGAGAAGAGCCCUCGUUCUGGAGGCUCAGAAGGCCUUGAACUGUUUCUCCUGUUCUCCAGAGCCCCAGUCCUUCGUCUACCCUCUAUUUAUUGCAUCCCCUUACCCCAGGCCGGCUCCUCCCCCUUCCAGCCGGGACCAGAAGGCACUCUUGGCUUUUGUCUCACCAGUGACGCAGAAUCGCGUGGGGUCAGCGGUCGGCUGGACACGCUCCGCGUUUGGUCUGUUGGCAAAAGCCUGUUUCCACCCCUCGGGGGCUCCUGGCAGCGAGGUGGCUUCAGCUCUAAGAGCAACAAGGAAAGCAAACGAGAAGACCGCGGCCGUGCUUCUGGACAUAGGGGCCCGAUCACUCUCACUUCUGAGAGCCUCGGUUCUGAGGCUCCCACUUUUGAGAGCCUGCCCCGCCGCGCCCUUCUGUCCAGGAGAGACAGGUGCUUCUUCGGCACGGGGGUGGGCGCGCUGUGACAGAGGCAGACUGCGAGGCGCGCGGGCCGGCUGAGUGUGUUGGUUUGCUCCACAAUGGCCAAUUCUUGCUUGCUUCGGUUGUAGCUUUUGGGCAUGGCAAAGUCGUGAGAGCAUGUAUCUCGUGAAAGAAAGCAAUCACUCUUUGUAGAAAAAGAAAUCGGAUUUUGAACUCGAUUAACAUUUGAAAAGUAUAUCAUCAAAUUGGCUUUCUAAUCGGCCAAAAGAUAUAAAUUCCAAUAUUAAAUGCAGGUAGACAUUAAAGGGCUAUUAUACAAUGAGAAACCAACUGUCCGGGGUUGAUACUAUUAAUGUUUUUGUAGUUUGUGGCACGCGGGGGCUGGCUGAAUGGGGAGAGAAGAAAACAAGUAGUGCUCCUCGCCUUCAAGUUCUGCCUGAACACAGAGGCCACUGCAGCAAUGGCCAAGACCCUGAGGUCCUAGGAAAACUCACUCCCAACUUCUCUUUCCAGUUGUGUUCCGAGUGCCCAGCACACACUCUAUUUAUUUCCUGCAACGGUGUGUUACUUUUGCGCACUUCUACAAAAAAAAAAAAAAAAAAAAAAAAAAAGGUAGUACUACUGUGUCGUGGUUUUUAGACAUUAAACAUGUAAGGUUAAAUAUGAAAUCUCUGCUUUUGGAGCAAGCAGAACGAGGCUAGACGUGGGUGAUGCGGAGGGAAUCCAGAGACCGAAGCGCAACUUUGUUUGCAAACUGACCAUGUGGCAAGAUGUACUUGGCAUUUUGUUUCUGUGUGACAUGCAAUGGCAACUCGUGUGGACACUAUUUAAUGGAUGUGAUGUUACCUCCUUGUAGAUAUGCUAACAGUGUUACAUUCUCUGAUUUCCAAGGGUUCUCUGUGGCUUUGUGUAUAUGUUUCCCGGAGGUUAUUUGAUUAUCUAUUUUCCUGAACCAAUUCAGCAGGGAAUGGAAUCCAUUCCAACCGUUGCACGUGGAUCUCCCAGCUGCCCCUAAAUAUAUAUACGUGUGAGUGGCAAAGUGGCACCAAUGAAGCUUUUUGCCUUUUGUACAUUUGAGAUUUUUGUAUAUAGUGUUUGCUGCAAGGCCUGUGGAAUUAAUUCAUUGAACUUAGAGGUAUCAACUGCUGCAUGUUCAGGCAUAUUAUAAAACUUUAGUCUAUGAAAGAAUAAUUAUAAUAAUGUCCAGGUGCAAUACUCUGUAAGCAUAGUGGUUCAAGUUACCGAGAGAUAAGGUAUGUUUCUUUUUUGAGGACGGGGAGGAGUCCUUUUUUGUAUUGUUUAUUUCACUCUGGUUUCUUUCAAAAGACAUAAACAUAGAGUAAGCUACAUUAAAUCUCACAUACGGUUCUCCUGUGCUCUAUUAUGCCCUGAGAGGGAUGGGGGAGAGAAAGGAAUGUUUUCACUGGUGGUUUCAAAGCUUGGACGGUGACCAGCUUGAGCCCAUAGAAAGUCGGUGUCCAUAGUUGCGUCUGGCUGGCCGCAGCCUUUGUUACCACAAAGGGCGACGUUUGGUUUUCUUUUGUUUUUGUUCUUUUAAAAACUCAGGUGUAGUUAUGAUCCGUUCUUACGAUACUCUGAAAUAUUACACUCUAUCCAUUUGCGUGUUUGGCGUACCAGUGACUGAUGGAGAACAGGUUAAUUUAAUUUAUCUUCGGUAACUUGACAUGCUGGGGGGAGAGACUAUCUUCUGGAGUUGAGUACAAGCACAGAAACAUCUUCAUGGUGGCAUCAUCUCAGUUUUUAAGAAGACAUGACAAUACUGCCCAUCAUCCUCAUGUAUCACUACUGCGCUGUUUCUCCUCUGCUUCCUUCACCACGGUGAACUUGGAACAAUUAAGCAAGCUCUACCUGCAAUGCCGAGCAGCCUGCUCCAAGGCCUCGGCGGCGGUCCCAUGUCAGCAGGGCUCGGGCCCUUCCUGCGGGACAACUGGCAUUUUGGCUGGGAAGUCAAAUAAUACAUUCCACCCGGCAGCUCCAGGCAGUCGUUUGCGGGGUGCCUGGCCCAGAGAUGCCCCCUUCCGGCACCAGAGCUGGGCUGGCUGGUUUGCCUCCUGCUCGGGGCCGGAGCUGAUCCAGUUCUCGCACAGGCGGGUUCAAAUCCCACGUCGUCUGUAGAAAACAGCUUGUGUGUUCCUUGAGUACUCAUUGUUUCAUUUCAAUUUUCACGAGGCUUAGGAAGCGGACACACUAUUACAUUUCUUUCUAAUCUAUCCAGCUCUUGAGUGCAAAACAAAAAAAUGCCAAAAAAUAUAUGAAGGAUAGCUGUUCUCCUGUGUUCUCUCAUUAUGGACUUUGUGAAGUGGAAACAUCGUUUUUUCCUCCAAAGGUGAAAAACAAAAUGCAUUCUUGCUUUAAAAAAAAAAAA